AUGCUGGCAGUGUCACAACUGUGUCACAGCUACAAGGAGGGCAAUGGAGAGGGGUAUUUCCAGGAGAUGGGUACAGCUGGGUGUCAUUACCUCAAUGGCACCGAGCGGGUGAAGUUUGUUGUUCGGGCUGCCGUGGACAGGUUCUGCCGGCACAACUAUGGGGUGGUGACCCCUUUCACCGUGGAGAGAAGAGUUCAGCCCAAGGUGAUGGUCUCCCCCAUGCAGUCAGGGUCCCUGCCCCAAACGGACAGGCUGGUUUGUUACGUGACGGGGUUUUACCCCGCGGAGAUCGAGGUGAAGUGGUUCAAGAACGGGCAGGAGGAGACGGAGCGCGUGGGGGCCACGGAC
Molecule: messenger RNA, 348 nt
Organism: Struthio camelus australis
Lineage: Eukaryota; Metazoa; Chordata; Aves; Struthioniformes; Struthionidae
Source: RefSeq, a predicted model, not a curated record